CUGGUUUGUCGACUGGAGAAGGGGAGAGACCCGCUGAUGGUGCAAAUACCCACUGAGGGGCUGCAGAUCAACGUCGGAUCGCUCCUGGCCGAGUUCGACACCAUCCUGAAGGAACAAAAGGAGAUCAGCAACGUGACUGAACUCAAGGCUUGGUGGGAGGGAAGGACUUCUCUGGAUCAGCGGAUGAAGUCUCUGGUAGAGUCGUUAGAGACUGGGGUACUAGGCUGCUGGAAGGGGCUCCUACUCCCACCCUGCUCCCUCCCUGAGCUCCAGCAGGAGGCGAUCUCCCUCACGCAAGUCCUGCAAGCCAAUGGCAACAAGCUAGUGACCAAGGAACUGAUCGCUGCAGCUCUCUCAGCCUCUCACAGACUCUCCCCGGAGGAGAUUCUCUCGUUGGCUCGAGGCCUGGUGGGGAACCAAGGGCAGGAGGUGGGGGAGAGACUGUCCGACAUCGUGGAGAGGCUGAGCCCCCUGACUGGCGAUCUACAUACUCCCGCACAGAUCAUACUGAUGCUGGACAAG
Molecule: messenger RNA, 522 nt
Organism: Leucoraja erinaceus (little skate)
Lineage: Eukaryota; Metazoa; Chordata; Chondrichthyes; Rajiformes; Rajidae
Gene: espl1
Product: extra spindle pole bodies like 1, separase
Exons: 4
Biological process (GO): proteolysis; meiotic chromosome separation
Cellular component (GO): nucleus; centrosome; mitotic spindle
Molecular function (GO): cysteine-type endopeptidase activity
Source: RefSeq, a predicted model, not a curated record